GGCGAACAGACGUUCUUUUCUCCUCGGAGCAGUCACACAAAAGGAGGGCUGCGGAAACUAAAAGUUUCGAAGCCUCCGGCUCGCUGCGUGGAGAAAAGAGAAAACCUGGAGACGGGGUGGGUAAAAGACGCAUCCUGGGCGCCUCUCCGAAGUGCAGGCAAGGAGAAAGCUCCGGGGCCUACAGGGAAGAGGAGAGGCCCCCCCACCCCCCCCUCGAGCCGCUGGCCAGCCCCCUGCGCCCUGCCUCGGAGACCCGAGCGCCGCGCUCCGCCGCGCUCUCCCAAAUACCCUUCACCCGGUUCCAGAAAUAAAAUAAAUGUUUUUAAAGUGCGUGUGUGUGGACAGGAUGGAGAGCGCGCGCCGGAGGAGCGCGCGGAGGACCGAGCGCGCAAUAUGACGAUCAAUGAUGCAGACUGCUGGGUUCGAUGAAGCUGGGCAUUUAUAACUAGAUUCAUUAAGGAAUACAAAGAAAAUAUUUAAAGGGAUCAAUAAUGGUGUCUUCUGGUUGCAGAAUGCGAAGUCUGUGGUUUGUCAUUAUAAUCAGCUUCUUACCGAAUACAGAAGGUUUCAGCAGAGCAGCUUUACCAUUCGGGUUAGUUAGGCGAGAAUUAUCCUGUGAAGGUUAUUCUAUAGAUCUGCGAUGUCCAGGCAGCGAUGUGAUCAUGAUUGAGAGCGCUAACUAUGGUCGGACAGAUGACAAGAUUUGUGAUGCUGACCCAUUUCAGAUGGAGAAUACAGAUUGCUACCUCCCAGAUGCCUUCAAAAUUAUGACUCAAAGGUGCAACAAUAGAACACAGUGUAUAGUAGUUACUGGGUCAGAUGUAUUUCCUGAUCCAUGUCCUGGAACAUACAAAUAUCUUGAAGUCCAGUAUGAAUGUGUCCCUUACAUUUUUGUGUGCCCUGGGACCUUGAAAGCAAUUGUGGAUUCACCAUGUAUAUAUGAAGCUGAACAAAAGGCAGGUGCUUGGUGCAAGGACCCUCUUCAGGCUGCAGAUAAAAUUUAUUUCAUGCCCUGGACUCCCUAUCGUACCGAUACUUUAAUAGAAUAUGCUUCUUUAGAAGAUUUCCAAAACAGUCGCCAAACAACAACAUACAAACUUCCAAAUCGAGUAGAUGGUACUGGAUUUGUAGUAUAUGAUGGUGCUGUCUUCUUUAACAAAGAGAGAACAAGGAAUAUUGUGAAAUUUGACUUGAGGACUAGAAUUAAGAGUGGAGAGGCCAUAAUUAACUAUGCCAACUAUCAUGAUACCUCACCGUAUAGAUGGGGAGGAAAGACUGAUAUCGACCUAGCAGUUGAUGAAAAUGGCUUAUGGGUCAUUUAUGCCACUGAACAGAACAAUGGAAUGAUAGUUAUUAGCCAACUAAAUCCAUAUACUCUUCGAUUUGAAGCAACGUGGGAGACUGUGUAUGACAAACGUGCUGCAUCAAAUGCUUUUAUGAUCUGCGGAGUCCUCUAUGUGGUCAGGUCAGUUUAUCAAGACAAUGAGAGUGAAACAGGCAAGAAUGCAAUUGAUUACAUUUACAAUACCCGAUUAAACCGAGGAGAGUAUGUAGAUGUUCCUUUCCCCAACCAAUACCAGUAUAUUGCUGCAGUGGAUUACAAUCCUAGAGAUAACCAACUCUACGUGUGGAACAAUAACUUCAUUUUACGAUAUUCUCUGGAGUUUGGUCCACCGGAUCCUGCCCAAGUGCCUACCACAGCUGUGACAAUAACUUCUUCAGCUGAGCUGUUCAAAACCACAGUACCAACCACAAGCACUGCUUCACAGAAAGGCCCCAUGAGCACAACCGUAGCCGGAUCACAGGAAGGAAGCAAGGGGACAAAACCACCUCCAGCAGUUUCUACAACCAAAAUUCCUCCUGUAACAAAUAUUUUUCCCCUGCCAGAGAGAUUCUGCGAGGCAUUAGACGCGAGGGGGAUAAAGUGGCCUCAGACACAAAGGGGAAUGAUGGUUGAACGACCGUGUCCCAAGGGAACAAGAGGAACUGCCUCCUAUCUCUGCAUGGUUUCCACUGGAACAUGGAACCCUAAGGGCCCCGAUCUUAGCAACUGUACCUCACACUGGGUAAAUCAGCUGGCUCAGAAGAUCAGAAGUGGAGAAAACGCUGCUAGUCUUGCCAAUGAACUGGCGAAACAUACCAAAGGGCCAGUGUUUGCUGGAGAUGUGAGUUCUUCGGUGAGAUUGAUGGAGCAGUUGGUGGACAUUCUUGAUGCACAGCUGCAGGAACUGAAACCUAGUGAAAAGGAUUCCGCUGGACGGAGUUAUAACAAGCUCCAAAAACGAGAGAAGACAUGCAGGGCUUACCUUAAGGCAAUUGUCGACACAGUGGACAAUCUUCUGAGACCUGAAGCUUUGGAAUCUUGGAAACACAUGAAUUCUUCUGAACAAGCGCACACAGCAACGAUGUUACUCGAUACAUUGGAAGAAGGUGCCUUUGUCCUGGCUGACAAUCUUGUAGAACCAACCAGGGUCUCAAUGCCCACAGAAAAUAUUGUUCUGGAAGUGGCAGUGCUCAGUACAGAAGGACAGGUCCAAGACUUUAAAUUUCCUCUGGGCAUCAAAGGAGCAGGCAGUUCAAUCCAACUUUCUGCGAAUACUGUCAAACAGAACAGCAGGAACGGGCUUGCGAAGUUGGUGUUCAUCAUUUACCGGAGUUUGGGACAGUUUCUAAGUACAGAGAACGCAACCAUAAAACUGGGGGCUGACUUUAUUGGUCGGAAUAGCACCAUUGCAGUGAAUUCCCACGUCAUUUCAGUUUCAAUUAAUAAAGAAUCCAGCAGAGUAUACUUGACAGAUCCUGUGCUUUUUACCCUGCCACACAUUGAUCCUGACAAUUAUUUCAAUGCAAACUGCUCCUUCUGGAACUACUCAGAAAGAACUAUGAUGGGAUAUUGGUCUACCCAGGGCUGCAAGCUGGUUGACACUAAUAAAACUCGUACGACGUGUGCAUGCAGCCACCUAACCAAUUUUGCAAUUCUCAUGGCCCACAGGGAAAUUGCAUACAAAGAUGGAGUUCACGAAUUACUCCUUACCGUCAUCACCUGGGUGGGAAUUGUCAUUUCCCUUGUUUGCCUGGCUAUAUGCAUCUUCACUUUCUGCUUUUUCCGUGGCCUACAGAGUGACCGCAAUACUAUUCACAAGAACCUUUGUAUCAACCUUUUCAUUGCGGAAUUUAUUUUCCUAAUAGGCAUUGACAAGACGAAAUACAUGAUUGCUUGUCCAAUAUUUGCAGGACUACUACACUUUUUCUUUUUGGCCGCUUUUGCUUGGAUGUGCCUAGAAGGUGUACAGCUCUACCUAAUGUUAGUUGAAGUUUUUGAAAGUGAAUAUUCAAGGAAGAAAUAUUAUUAUGUUGCUGGUUACUUGUUUCCUGCCACAGUGGUUGGGGUUUCAGCUGCUAUUGACUAUAAGAGCUAUGGAACAGAAAAAGCUUGCUGGCUUCAUGUUGAUAACUAUUUUAUAUGGAGUUUCAUUGGACCAGUUACCUUCAUUAUUCUGCUAAAUAUUAUCUUCCUGGUGAUCACAUUAUGCAAAAUGGUGAAGCACUCAAACACUUUGAAACCAGAUUCUAGCAGGUUGGAAAACAUUAAGUCUUGGGUGCUUGGCGCUUUUGCUCUUCUGUGUCUUCUUGGCCUAACCUGGUCAUUUGGGUUGCUUUUUAUUAAUGAGGAGACUAUUGUGAUGGCAUAUCUCUUCACCAUCUUUAAUGCUUUCCAGGGAGUGUUCAUUUUCAUCUUUCACUGUGCUCUCCAAAAGAAAGUACGCAAAGAAUACGGCAAGUGCUUCAGACACUCCUAUUGCUGCGGCGGCCUCCCAACUGAGAGCCCCCACAGUUCAGUGAAGGCAUCGACCACCAGAACCAGCGCUCGCUACUCCUCUGGCACACAGAGUCGUAUAAGAAGGAUGUGGAAUGACACUGUGAGAAAACAGUCUGAAUCUUCUUUUAUCUCAGGUGACAUCAAUAGCACGUCAACACUUAAUCAAGGAAUGACUGGCAAUUACCUACUAACAAACCCUCUUCUUCGACCCCACGGCACUAACAACCCCUAUAACACAUUGCUCGCUGAAACAGUUGUAUGUAAUGCCCCUUCAGCUCCUGUAUUUAACUCACCAGGACAUUCACUGAACAAUGCCAGGGAUACAAGUGCCAUGGAUACUCUACCGCUAAAUGGUAAUUUUAACAACAGCUACUCACUGCGCAAGGGGGACUAUAACGACAGCGUGCAAGUCGUGGACUGUGGACUAAGUCUGAAUGAUACUGCUUUUGAGAAGAUGAUCAUUUCAGAAUUAGUGCACAACAACCUUCGGGGCGGCGGCAAGACUCACAACCUCGAGCUCGCGCUACCAGUCAAGCCCGUGAUUGGAGGCAGCAGCAGCGAAGAUGACGCCAUCGUGGCCGACGCUUCGUCUUUCAUGCACAGCGACAACCCGGGGCUGGAGCUCCAUCACAAAGAGCUCGAGGCGCCGCUCAUUCCUCAGCGGACUCACUCCCUUCUGUACCAGCCCCAGAAGAAGGUGAAGCCCCAGGGGACUGACAGCUACGUCUCCCAGCUGACGGCCGAGGCGGAGGACCACCUGCAGUCCCCCAACAGAGACUCUCUCUACACAAGCAUGCCCAAUCUUAGAGACUCUCCCUAUCAAGAGAGCAGCCCCGACGUGGAAGAAGACCUCUCUCCCUCCAGGAGGAGUGAGAACGAGGACAUUUACUACAAAAGCAUGCCAAAUCUUGGAGCUGGCCAUCAGCUUCAGAUGUGUUAUCAGAUCAGCAGGGGCAACAGCGAUGGUUACAUCAUCCCCAUUAACAAGGAAGGGUGUAUCCCUGAAGGAGACGUGAGAGAAGGACAAAUGCAGCUGGUGACAAGUCUUUAACAGUGCAGCUGCGGAAUCCCAGGGGGGCCACUCGCAAGUAUUCGUGAAGACUCCGCUGGCCCAGCGCAGCUCCCUCGGCCUCCGCCUGAAGAGAUGGCCCUGUUGACCUGUGGUUCUCCAGUGUAAAAAGAGGACUGAACCUUGAAGUUCUGUGAAUUUUUAUAAAACGUACAAAAACUUUGUAUAUACACAGAGUAUACUAAAAUGAUUAUUUGUUACAAAGAAAAGAGAUGCCAACCAGGUAUUUUAAGAUUCUGCUGCUGUUUAGAGAAAUUGUGAAGCAAGCAAAGCAAAACUUUCCAGCCAUUUUACUGCAGCAGUCUGUGAACUAAAUUUGUAAAUACGGCUGCACCGUUUUUGUAGGGCCUGCAUUGUAUUAUAUACAAGACGUAGGCUUUAAAAUCCUGUGGGACAAAUUUACUGUACCUUACUGUUCCUGACAAGACUUGGAAAAGCAGGAGAGAGAUUCUGCGUCCGUUUGCGGUUCACUGCAAAUCUUUUACAUUAAGGCAAAGAUUGAAAACAUGUUUAACCACUAGCAAUCAAGCCACAGGCCUUAUUUCAUAUGCUUUCCUCAACUGUACAAUGAACUAUUCUCAUGAAAAAUGGCUAAAGAAAUUAUAUUUUGUUCUAUUGCUAGGGUAAAAUAAAUACAUUUGUGUCCAACUGAAA
Molecule: messenger RNA, 5543 nt
Organism: Prionailurus viverrinus (fishing cat)
Lineage: Eukaryota; Metazoa; Chordata; Mammalia; Carnivora; Felidae
Gene: ADGRL2
Product: adhesion G protein-coupled receptor L2
Exons: 22
Coding region: 492-4871 (1459 amino acids)
Biological process (GO): cell surface receptor signaling pathway; brain development; adenylate cyclase-activating G protein-coupled receptor signaling pathway
Cellular component (GO): neuron projection; membrane
Molecular function (GO): carbohydrate binding; G protein-coupled receptor activity
Source: RefSeq, a predicted model, not a curated record